Molecule: messenger RNA, 1351 nt
Organism: Arabidopsis lyrata subsp. lyrata
Lineage: Eukaryota; Viridiplantae; Streptophyta; Magnoliopsida; Brassicales; Brassicaceae
Product: protein MIZU-KUSSEI 1
Exons: 1
Coding region: 206-1099 (297 amino acids)
Biological process (GO): hydrotropism
Source: RefSeq, a predicted model, not a curated record
GGGGGCCUCCCAAAUGAUAAGCAAUAAAUAUUCAUGCAAAAUGUGUAUAAAUACACACACAAAUCGGCCACACCUCUUCGAACACUCAUCAUCACUUUGGUCGGCCGCUUUCUUCCUUCCUUCCUCCUCAUAUAAUCUACACACAUAUAACAUCCCUCUUAAUUUCUCAGUGGAUCCAUUAUAUUGAGACAUAUAUCAUAAGAAAAUGGUACCAUACCAAGAACUCUCUCUUCAGAGAAGCUUCAGCUACAACUCGAGAAAGAUCAAUCCAGUGACUUCUCCGGCGCGUAGCUCACACGUCCGUUCUCCUUCUUCCUCCGCUUUAAUCCCAACCAUACCUGAGCAUGAACUCUUCCUCGUUCCUUGCCGGAGAUGCUCCUACGUCCCUCUUUCCUCCUCAUCGUCGUCCUCUAACAAUAUCGGGAAACUCCACUUGAAGUUUUCUUUGCUCUUGCGUUCUUUCAUCAACAUCAUUAAUAUCCCCGCUUGCAAAAUGCUCUCUCUUCCCUCUCCGCCAUCUUCUUCUUCCGGCGUCUCUAACCAACUGAUCUCACUCGUCACCGGUGGAUCCUCUUCUCUCGGGAGAAGAGUCACCGGGACCCUGUACGGACACAAAAGAGGCCACGUCACGUUUUCGGUCCAGUACAACCAGAGAUCCGACCCGGUCUUGCUCCUCGACCUGGCCAUGUCAACGGCAACUCUCGUCAAAGAGAUGUCCUCGGGGCUCGUCAGGAUCGCGUUGGAGUGCGAGAAGCGUCAUCGAUCAGGAACGAAGCUUUUCCAAGAGCCCAAAUGGACGAUGUACUGCAACGGGAGGAAGUGCGGCUACGCUGUGUCCCGUGGGGGCGCGUGUACUGACUCGGAUUGGCGCGUGUUGAACACGGUCUCUAGGGUUACUGUUGGAGCCGGAGUUAUUCCGACGCCGAAGACUAUUGAUGACGUGUCCGGUGUUGGUAGUGGAACGGAGCUUGGGGAGCUGUUGUAUAUGAGAGGAAGAUUUGAACGAGUCGUUGGGAGCCGUGACUCGGAGGCGUUUUACAUGAUGAACCCGGACAAAAACGGAGGUCCAGAACUCAGUAUUUUUCUUCUUAGAAUAUAAUAAAUUAAAGAAGACAAUUUGACUUUGUUAAAAUUUGAAAAUGUCUUAAAUGAAGUAUUAUUAUAUAUAUGUGAUAUGAAUGCAAUGUUGUGUCAUGAAAUAUAUGUAAGCGAUAUUGAUAUGAAAGAAAGAGAGGGUGGUGCUAUAUAGAGUAUGAUAAUGUUUUGUUUUUUUCUAGUUGUUUAUUGGAUGUGUGGUGUUUUUGUUACUUUGUUAUUGUUCAAUAAGAAGAAAAGAAGGAUUUGACUAUUA